CGCCCCCGGCGGCUGGCGCGGGCGGUGCAGCAUGCGGCAAAGCUCUUUGCAUAAAUUAUGCUCAUGACGCAGCAGCUAAAAAAAUCCAAGUAGCAGAAGGAGGGAAAAAGGGGGGGAGGGAUAAGGGGGGGUCGUGGAAGGGGGGAACGAGGAAAAAUAUAUACCUGACCGACCCCCACCCGCCUUCCCCUUCCCGCUUCCCGGCCGUCCCCCUCCGCCUGGCGCAGCCCGCGGAACCCCCUUCGGCUCUGCCCAGCCCAGGCUAGGGGCCCGGGGGCGGCGGCGGGUCCCGACCAGCUCCCGGGCCGAGCCGAGCCCAGCCAAGCCGCACUGGCUUCUUUGUCUGCGGGCGGCGGCCGCCGUGGCCCCGGCCCCGGCCCCCUGGCCCGGGCUGUGAGACGAAUCUCUAAUUGGUGGCCGCCGGGCACCCGGGGCGAAGGCGGCUCGGGCUCGGGCUCGGGCUCGGGAUGUGCUAGGUGUGGGCUGGCCCCCACCCAACCCUGACAAGUGACCAUGGAUCCUGGAGCUGGAUCAGAGUCAUCUCUGACUGUCAAUGAGCAGGUCAUCGUGAUGUCAGGUCAUGAGACCAUCCGAGUGCUGGAAGUUGGAGUAGAUGCCCAGCUCCCUGCUGAGGAAGAGAGCAAAGGACUGGAGGGCGUGGCUGCUGAGGGCUCCCAGAGUGGAGACCCUGCUGAAGCCGGUCAAGCUGCUGGUGAAGCUGGGCCAGACAACCUGGGCUCCUCUGUAGAGGCAACUGUGAAGUCACCCCCGGGGAUCCCUCCGAGCCCUGCCCCUGCCAUUGCCACCUUCAGCCAAGCCCCAAGCCAGCCUCAGGCAUCGCAGACCCUGACACCACUGGCUGUACAAGCUGCCCCCCAGGUCUUGACUCAGGAAAACUUAGCCACAGUUCUGACAGGAGUUAUGGUUCCAGCAGGGGCAGUUACUCAACCUCUUCUUAUCCCCAUCAGUAUUGCAGGUCAAGUGGCUGGUCAGCAGGGGCUGGCCGUGUGGACAAUUCCUACAGCAACCGUGGCUGCCCUCCCAGGACUGACCGCUGCUUCUCCUACGGGGGGAAUUUUCAAGCCACCUUUAGCCGGUCUCCAAGCAGCUGCUGUGCUGAACACCGCUCUGCCGGCACCCGUACAAGCUGCCCCACCGGUACAGGCCUCCUCGACGGCCCAACCCCGGCCACCAGCCCAGCCCCAGACGCUGUUCCAGACCCAGCCGCUGCUGCAGACCACACCUGCCAUCCUCCCACAGCCCACUGCUGCCACUGCUGCUGCCCCUACUCCCAAGCCAGUGGACACCCCCACACAGAUCACCGUCCAGCCUGCAGGCUUCGCAUUUAGCCCAGGAAUCAUCAGUGCUGCUUCACUUGGGGGACAGACCCAGAUCCUGGGCUCCCUCACUACAGCUCCAGUCAUUACCAGCGCCAUUCCCAGCAUGCCAGGGAUCAGCAGUCAGAUCCUCACCAAUGCUCAGGGACAGGUUAUUGGAACCCUUCCAUGGGUAGUGAACUCAGCUAGUGUGGCGGCUCCAGCACCAGCCCAAAGCCUCCAGGUCCAGGCCGUGACCCCCCAACUGUUGUUGAACGCCCAGGGCCAGGUGAUUGCAACCCUGGCCAGCAGCCCCCUGCCUCCACCUGUGGCUGUCCGGAAGCCAAGCACACCUGAGUCCCCUGCUAAGAGUGAGGUGCAGCCCAUCCAGCCCACACCAACAGUGCCCCAGCCUGCUGUGGUCAUCGCCAGCCCAGCUCCAGCAGCCAAGCCAUCUGCCUCUGCUCCUAUCCCAAUUACCUGCUCAGAGACCCCCACUGUCAGCCAGUUGGUGUCCAAGCCACAUACUCCAAGUCUGGAUGAGGAUGGGAUCAAUUUAGAAGAGAUCCGGGAGUUUGCUAAGAACUUUAAGAUACGGCGGCUUUCUCUGGGCCUUACACAGACCCAGGUGGGUCAGGCUCUGACUGCAACAGAAGGUCCAGCCUACAGCCAGUCAGCCAUCUGCCGGUUUGAGAAGCUGGACAUCACACCCAAGAGUGCCCAGAAGCUAAAGCCAGUGCUGGAAAAGUGGCUUAAUGAAGCAGAACUGCGGAACCAGGAAGGCCAGCAGAACCUGAUGGAGUUUGUAGGAGGCGAGCCCUCCAAGAAACGCAAACGCCGCACCUCCUUCACUCCCCAGGCCAUAGAGGCUCUCAAUGCCUAUUUUGAGAAGAACCCGCUGCCCACAGGCCAGGAGAUCACUGAAAUUGCUAAGGAGCUCAACUAUGACCGUGAGGUCGUGCGUGUCUGGUUCUGCAAUCGGCGCCAGACGCUGAAGAACACCAGCAAGCUGAACGUCUUUCAGAUCCCUUAGAGCUCAGCCCCCGGCCCUGUGUUCUAGCACUUUGUCUGUUUUCCUUGGCAUCCGGCUGCCGCCACUGCCAUGACAGCACCUGUCAUUUUGCCACGUGCAGCUGUGCUCGCCCCAGGUCAUGAGACUCCACUGUGUGCAUGUGCGUCAAUGUCCCUCUUCUCUCCCACGUAUCUCACAUCAUGGGGAGGCCAGACGGGGCCACAUGAGAGCUCCACGUUCUGGACUGGUUGCUCCAAAGAAGAGGAUUUGUGAUGUCACUUAGAGAAGCACUUUGCUAGCAUGGUUUCUGAUGGGUGAAUUCUGGUGGGGAACCAGAAACUCACUGUCUUUGGGGCAGGGCUAUAGCAGCUCCUAAGGACCACUGGCCAUUAGGUCGGCUUUUGAUGGCAUUCUCUUUCCACCUUCUUUUCUCCUUUGCUCUUCUGUGUUAGUGUGGCAGGUAUAACAACUCAUCCAGUGGAACCACAGCCUCACACUGCCCUUCCCCACACAUUUUGCCUGCAGGCGCACAGAAAGGACCCAGGAGAUAAAAUUCAGAAAAGUGUGACGUGCUGCUCAGAAGGUCAGACUCAAGGUCUGCCUUGACCUCAAGGUCAGAAGGUUCCCAACCCCCUGGGGCCAGAACAUGGGCUCUUCUCUCCCACCUCUCCCUGGUCCCUUUGCAGAGAAAUUUGCACUAAAACAGAACGUGUUCUUUUGCAAUCCACGUUGGAAGAAGCAGCAGUGAACUGUACCUGUCCUGGAGUUGUCCUGGGUCUGCAGCAGGUUGGACAUUUAGAAAAUAAGACCAUUCUUUCAGAUUUUAAUCUAAUCUCUGUUGAUGGCCGUCCCUCCCACAAAAAAGAUCUUGGGUGAAGAAACCUUGCAGCCUGGAAAAUCCCACUGCCCAAGCAAACAGGCAACUCUGGAGAUAAAUAAGGAAAGGGCUGCUGACUUUCUCUGACUUUCUCUUGUCCUCACACCCAUUCCCAACCCAAUGCUGAGGCCUUCUCAAAAGCAGCAAAUUAGACAAUAAACCAGACAGCAAGGCCCUGGGGGAAAGAACAGCAUCCAUGAAUAAAUGAUGGAGUCUGGGAAGGUCUCUUGUGGAAGUCGA
Molecule: messenger RNA, 3445 nt
Organism: Saimiri boliviensis boliviensis (Bolivian squirrel monkey)
Lineage: Eukaryota; Metazoa; Chordata; Mammalia; Primates; Cebidae
Gene: POU6F1
Product: POU class 6 homeobox 1
Biological process (GO): regulation of transcription by RNA polymerase II
Molecular function (GO): DNA-binding transcription factor activity, RNA polymerase II-specific; RNA polymerase II cis-regulatory region sequence-specific DNA binding
Source: RefSeq, a predicted model, not a curated record